This is a messenger RNA of Andrographis paniculata, 1508 nucleotides long. RefSeq names its product UPF0481 protein At3g47200-like. Lineage: Eukaryota; Viridiplantae; Streptophyta; Magnoliopsida; Lamiales; Acanthaceae. The record is from RefSeq and is a predicted model, not a curated record. The transcript has 2 exons. Bases 4 to 1329 code for a protein of 441 amino acids.
AAUAUGAUGGAGCAAAAGGAGAAAUCCGCACGAAUUGACCCCUCGAUCGAGCUGCUUAAAUUCAUCGAAGAAAAGAUCGAAAUUCUUGAGCUGCCGUUAGAACAGCCCUUCAUACGCAAAGUUCCUAAAGAAUUUCUCAAUGGCCAUGCAAAAAUCUACGAGCCAAUAUCGAUAUCCAUAGGCCCUUUAUACUACAAGAUGGAGGAAGAACCGGCGAAGGAGUUCAAGAAAUGGUGCUUGAAAGACUUCAUAGAUCGACUCAAAAAGAAAGGAUCUUCGAAGAAGGAGCUCGUGGGGGUCAUCCUCGGCAUGCAACAACAAAUUAGGGAAUGCUAUGGAGAUUUGGACCAUGAUAUGAGUGAUUUUAUGCUUGGGCAGAUAAUGCUACUGGACGGCUGCUUCAUUAUGGAGCUGUUUCGCCAUCGAGAUCUUGGUAAGGAUAUGGUUCAUGGGAGUAAGGAAAAAGUACCUUUAGUUACCUUGCAACAAGACCUCCUCAAGAUUGAGAACCAGCUGCCUUUCUCAGUUCUCAAAACUCUCGCAAAUCUGCUCGAGAAAAGUAACUCGGGUAACAACACGACAGAGGGGCUAAUAAAAUUAGCCCUGGGAUUUUUCAACAUUCCAAAGCCAAAAGAUCUUCGAACCAAACCCCGGCACCUCCUCGAACUUGUCCUAGAUGCCCUGUUCUUCACCAAAAUCCCUACUACUCAUCACAACAUUCCCGUCGCGCCUGCUUCGAGCAACGUCGGCCAUGGCGUCGAGAAACGCAGCAGCAGCAUCAUGGAGGCGAAUAGCGCGUCGAUUCUCAAAAUGCACGGCAUAACCCUGGAGGCAUCGGAUUGCGGCAACGGCCUGGCGAUGGUGGAAUUCAAGAACAGUACCGGGAAGCUCCGAAUCCCACAGCUGGUUGUCCAGGAAUCCACCCAGACAAUGUUCUGGAACCUUCUGGUCUUCGAGAUGUACUCGUGCCCGAAUUCCAGGAUCUUCACGUCCUACGUGGUGCUCAUGGACACCCUGAUCGACAAUGUCGAGGAUGUCCGGGUGCUGCUGGAGGCGAAGAUCCUGGUAUCGAGGAACAACGAUGUUAGCAGCCUGGUUUCUUUGUUCAAUGAGAUGUCGGCUUAUGUGAGCGCGACGGACUUCUACUUCGAGCAGCAGGUGCGGGAGAUGAGCCGUUAUUGCAGGUCGACAGGGCCGGCCUUGCGCGCGUGCAGCUUGAAGACUUACAAUGAGUUCAGGUGGGAUCCUCUCAACAGCGCCCUCAUAUUUAUCCUUACUAUAACUCAAACGUUGUUUUCGAUCCUCGCCUACAAGCCGAAAGGGAAUUGAUCGACUCAUUUGUUAAAUGACUAUCUCAUUUAAAAGUUUAAACUUGAAUAACAGACAUCAUUUAUUUAUUUAUUACGACAUCAUUAUUGAAUAAGUCGCUAUCUGCUAUGUUGUAUAAUAUGUUUAUUGUAUUAAAAUCACAAUAUAUUGUAUUAUACUACAUUGUAUUAAUAUAUGUU